AUGACCACAUAUUGUCCAAGUCCAUGUCAUCUAACUCAGCCCAUAACAAGUCUGUUUCCAUGUCGCGCGUCGCGCGAGCGCAUACCGUUCACCGUAUCAGAGUUACAUGCAUCACUUUCGAAGAAUCAUAAUAGCAAUAAAAAAUGGCUACUAGUUGGUGCUCCUUUAGACAAAAAUCUCCAGCCGGGUACAAAUCAAACGGGUGCACUAUAUCGAUGUCCGAUUACACAGACCCUCAAUGAUUGUGAACAAAUCAUAACCGAUGGACGAAGAUCGCCUGAAGGAGUUUAUGAACCUACAUACGAUAGCGACGAUAUCGAAGAACUGCAGGAGCCAUCAGACGAUGAAAUCAAGGAGGGCCAAUGGCUGGGCGUGACUGUGCGGUCGCAAGGACUCGGUGGAAAGGUACUCGUGUGCGCGCAUCGUUACAUCACCACAGUGUUGGAUAAUCGUUAUGGCCAAGGAUUGUGCUAUGUCUUGACCAAUGAAUUGAGCUAUGAUGAAGUGUAUGAGCCAUGCAAAGGGCGCACUGUGCAAAGAGAACACGAAGAAUAUGGUUUCUGUCAGGUGGGCACUUCAGGCGCACUGCUGGAUGAUGACACCAUGGUGGUAGGCGCACCUGGCCCCUUUACUUGGCGCGGCACUGUCUUUGUUACAGAAAUUGGCGGUGAAUAUUUGGAACGCGAUAAGACAAUGUAUUAUGGUGAUCAUUUGGACAACACAUCACCGGUGGACAAGUACAGUUAUUUAGGCAUGGCGGUCACCGGUGGUCGUUACUUUGGCGAUCGUAUGUCAUAUGCCUCGGGCGCACCCCGUUCCAACGGACACGGUCAAGUGGUGAUUUUUAAUAAAGCCAAUACCAACCCCAUACCCGUAAAAAUGAUACUCGAAGGGGAACAAUUUGGCUCUAGUUUUGGCUAUGAACUCACAACUGCCGAUAUCAAUGGCGAUCAGAAACCAGAUCUUAUCGUUGCUGCACCAUUUUACUUUAAUAAAUCCGAAGGCGGUGCAGUCUACAUUUACCAAAAUGAAAAGGACAUGCUGCCAGCGAAACCAACACUGAAGCUAACCGGAACGGUGGAAAGUCAAUUUGGGCUUGCGCUCGCCAAUAUCGGUGACAUCAACAAGGAUAACUGCGAAGACUUGGCGGUGGGAGCACCUUACGAAGAUGACGGUGUGGUCUACAUCUAUUUGGGUUCCCGCACGGGGUUGAUUAGUAAGCCCGCGCAGCGUAUACAAGCCUCCGAUCUCGGUUUACUGCCAGAUCCGCUAGUCACAUUUGGCAGUUCAAUAAGUGGUGGCACUGAUCUAGAUGGAAAUUCCUAUCCGGAUGUAGUUGUGGGCGCAUAUAAUUCUUCAGCAGUGGUUGCGCUACUCUCGCGUCCCAUCAUUAAUAUACAAACGACGGCGCGCGGCAAUGAACUGAGAAACAUUGAUCCAGCCAAAUCGGGUUGUCUACAUGACGCCUCAACGAAUUUGACUUGUUUCACCUUCGAAGCCUGCUGUUCCAUCGACCCUUAUGAGCCAGCGUCGGCGAAUAAAGAUUUGCGGCUAUUGUACACAGUCGAAGCAGAAACAUUUGGUGGAAAUAAGAAGUUUUCGCGCGUGCUCUUCGAUCGCGACAAUAAGCGUAGCAACGUGGUGAAGCGAGCAGUGACAGUGCGUACCAAUGGACGCAUGGCCUGUCAGCAGGUUACCGGGUACAUCAAGGAGAAUACCAGAGAUAUACAGAGUCCGAUAAAAUUCCGUUUAAAUUAUACAAUUGUGGAACCAAAGUUGCCACGAUCGGGCUUGGAACUAUUGAACCCAAUAUUAGAUCAAACGCAGGCAUUCGUUGAAUUUGAAGGUACAUUCCAAAAGGAUUGUGGUGAAGAUGAUAUUUGCGAGAGUGAUCUUAUAUUGAAUGCGGAACUGGACUUGAAUAUGGAAAAUGAUAACUAUGCUUUGGUAUUGGGCGAAAAGGAUGAGAUGCGUGUCAAUGUGAAUGUGUUGAAUAAAGCCGACUCGGCUUACGAGACACAAUUGUUUGUGGUGCAUCAGAAGAGUGUCUCAUACAUAGCAGCCAAAAGAACGAACUCUGUGAUCUGCAAUCGUUUCAAUGACACAGUGGUUGCCUGCAGCCUCGGCAAUCCAAUGCGGCGUAAUUCUGCCGUUUAUGUGUCGCUGCGCUUCGAUCCCAGUGGCUUGGAAGUGGAUGAGCGUAAGCUGAGUUUUCAUGUGUUCGCCAACACAACGUCCCGUCUUAUUGGUGAUGUCAAACCCGAUACGGAGUUGGAAGUGCGUGUGGUGAAACGAGCUGAACUUAGCCUACAAGGUUGGGCGAAGCCGGAGCAGAGUUUCUAUAGUGGGGAAGUGAAAAAAGACAGCAAAGUUAUGCAAAUGGAAGAUGUUGGCUCGCCACUGAUGCACACAUACCAGAUCUAUAAUGAUGGCCCCUGGAAAGCGCCGAAGGUCGUACUCACCAUCUAUUGGCCACAUCAGCUGACCAGCGAGAAGAGUAAAAAAGACAAAUGGCUACUCUAUAUAGAGGCCAUGCCGAUUGUGGAGAAUGUGGAACUAAGCGAAUGUUUCGUCGCGCCCGAAUAUGUCAAUCCGCUGAAGCUCGCAUCGAAAACGAAGUCCGACGAACUAUUCGAUACACUACUAAUGGCGCCAGCACCGUAUAUGAUGCGGCCCACCAACAAGACGCAAUAUUUCAACCGCUACAGCACGUACAGCGAAAAAAGCGUCUACACAAAACAAAAGGCGCCACAGCGGCCGGGCCUAUACGACGCGGACGCGGACGAUGACGACGACGACGAGGAUCGGUAUUUGAAUCGCGUGCGGCGAAAUACUAUCGAACGUAUCAUACGACCCGAACGCUUCAUGGACAUCGGCGGUGAGCACACCAAUCGAAAACGAGAUAUAGUCGAAUUAGAUUGUAAUAAAGCGACAGCGUCUUGUGUGAAAAUCCAAUGUGAUAUCUAUAAUAUGCCCGCCAAGACCGAAGCGUACGUGCAUAUACGCGCGCGACUGUGGAACUCAACGCUAGUUUCAGAGUAUCCACGCGCCGAUUUAGUGCGCAUUAUGUCGAGAGCGCAAGUAAAAAUACCGCUCGAAUACUCGGUGGAACAGACUGAAGCGCAUAUAUUGGUGGAAACGCGCGCCUACCCCGAGCUGCUCGAUCAGCAACGCGAGCAACCCACAUCCAUAUGGAUUUACAUAGUUGCCAUCAUUUGCGGCCUCAUCGUAUUGGCCGUGGUCGUAUUUGUGUUGUGGCAUCUCGGUUUCUUUAAGCGACGACGACCCGAUCCAACGCUAAGUGGUAAUUUGGUAAAGAAGAGUGAAGAAAAACCAUUCCUGAAUGACGCGACGAGUAAUGGGCGUGGCUUCUAACAACAGGGGACAGUCGGGUGGGAUCUCGCGCAAAGAGCGCCGCCUAAAACACAACGAACAUGCUGUUUAAUAUUAACGCAAAGCGUUGAGCCUGCGAUUGUCGCUACCGCAGCCAACAACAAUAUCACCAACUACAAUAACAACAAUAAUUAUAAUAGUAACAAUAACAACAACAACUUGAAUACAAAUGGCUAUGGUAGCGUGGACUAUAAGCACGCUUGGAGCGGUAAUGGACAAACAGAUGCAGCCGUCAUUGAUUGGGGCUCACAUUGGU
Molecule: messenger RNA, 3649 nt
Organism: Rhagoletis zephyria (snowberry fruit fly)
Lineage: Eukaryota; Metazoa; Arthropoda; Insecta; Diptera; Tephritidae
Product: integrin alpha-PS1-like
Biological process (GO): integrin-mediated signaling pathway; cell adhesion mediated by integrin; cell-cell adhesion
Cellular component (GO): external side of plasma membrane; integrin complex
Molecular function (GO): integrin binding
Source: RefSeq, a predicted model, not a curated record